Lasiosphaeria miniovina is the source of this 1086-nucleotide messenger RNA. RefSeq lists its product as uncharacterized. Bases 256 to 996 code for a protein of 246 amino acids. Lineage: Eukaryota; Fungi; Ascomycota; Sordariomycetes; Sordariales; Lasiosphaeriaceae. The transcript has a single exon. The record is from RefSeq and is a predicted model, not a curated record.
GACGAAUCCUUCCCUCCCGUCGGUUUCGAUCCGAGCUCCAACGUCACCUCAUAAGGCCGCUGAUAGUCAUGGCACCACGUCAUGGCCCUUCAGCUGCACUCGGCAUUUCACUUAAACUUACGCCACACCUCCAUAUAUGCCAGUGUCACGGCAACUAUUUUGAUCCCCCAAAAUACGCACUGCAGUGAAUAACAAGUUCCGCCGCCUUACUAUCCAGAACUCCCGAGCAUUGUGGCAGAUUCAGAACAUCAGACGAUGGGGAAACUUAGCAAACCCCGUGACGACCCCUUGGCAACCAUGACGCCCAACUACCGCAACGGACAGCAGCUCACAACCGCGGUAGCCGACGACCACGAGUACAACGACGACGGCAUGUCAGCCGCGGACACACAGGCCCUCCCGCCGCCGCCGUCGUACGAGGCGUCCGUGUCGCUGUCCACCUCGCAGCAGCAACAGCGACAACAGCAAAACACCCUGCCGCCCAUAUCACGUCACAGUGUCUCCUCAUUCUCCUCGGCCUCGUCCAGCCAGAGCGAAAACGAAAACACACCACUCCAAAACCUCCGCUCCUCCACCUCGGCCCAGCCAUCAACCACAUCCCACUCCUGGACACCAGCAGGACCAGCUGCUGCGCAAGGAGCAGGCUACAAAGCGCCACCGCCGAUGAACGCGACUGGCACGCCGAUAGCAGCCGAGGAAGCCGAGGCCGUCGCGGUGGCAGCAGCAGCAGCAGCGAAAGCACGCACCUUCUACAUGGCGCCGGCGACGCGGGCGGCGCUCGAGGCGGCGCCGGGGUGCUGCAUGAGCACGCGCGGCGGGUGCUGCUUCAGCGACAUGGGCGGAUGCUGUUUUAGUUCGAACUCGGGGUGCUGUUUCAGCAGCAAUGCCGGGUGUUUCUUCAGUGACAAUAUGGGCUGUUUCUGCAGUGACCAUGCGGGCUGCUUUUGGAGCGAUCACGGGGGGUGCUGUUUCUCCAAGGGCCAAGUGGCGGAGUAGGGUGGGUAAUUCGGGUUGGUUUGGGCAGGGGAGAGUGUUGUGGUGGUUGGUGUUGUGGUGGUUGGUGUUGUGGUGGUUGGUGUUGUGGUG